Molecule: messenger RNA, 2006 nt
Organism: Camelina sativa (false flax)
Lineage: Eukaryota; Viridiplantae; Streptophyta; Magnoliopsida; Brassicales; Brassicaceae
Product: NAC domain-containing protein 91
Biological process (GO): regulation of DNA-templated transcription
Molecular function (GO): DNA binding
Source: RefSeq, a predicted model, not a curated record
CACAACAUACUGUUUUUUUUUUCUCUUCAUGUCUUUUUGAUAACUCUCUUGUCUGACCAAACCGUCUCACAUCUCCUUCCCUUCUUCUUCACUUUACCAAAUUUUAGGUUUUUUUUUUCCCCAUAUUUGAUCAAAAUUCUGGAAUCUGGGUUUUUUCCCUUAAGUUUUCUUCUGGAUACCUUUUGAAUCGCAUCUCUGAUCCAAUUUUUUUUUGGGAUUUUUAACCUGAACUCGAAUCUGUGUUUUUUUCAAUCUUCUCUCUUCUCGAAGUUUCAAAGUCGCACGCACCUAUGGAUGUAUUAUCGCUGGCUUCACUACCUGUGGGGUUCAGAUUUAGUCCAACGGAUGAAGAGUUAGUAAAGUACUAUCUCCGGCUCAAGAUCAAUGGUCACGAUGACGACGUCAGAGUCAUCCGUGAGAUCGAUAUCUGCAAAUGGGAACCAUGGGAUUUGCCUGAUUUUUCUGUGGUGAAGACGACAGAUUCAGAGUGGCUCUUCUUCUGUCCAUUGGACAGGAAGUAUCCGAGUGGAAGUAGGAUGAAUCGAGCUACUGUGGCUGGUUACUGGAAGGCUACGGGAAAAGACCGUAAGAUUAAAUCAGGGAAGACCAAGAUUAUAGGUGUUAAGAGGACUCUAGUGUUUUAUACAGGUCGUGCUCCUAAGGGAACACGGACUUGUUGGAUUAUGCAUGAGUACCGCGCUACAGAGAAGGAUCUUGAUGGAACUAAGUCAGGACAGAACCCAUUUGUUAUUUGCAAGUUGUUUAAGAAGCAAGAUAUUGUGAACGGAGCUGCACCAGAAGAUUCAAAGUCAUGUGAAGUUGAACCAGCGGUCUCGUCUCCAACUGUUGUGGACGAGAUGAGAUCUGAGGUUGACAUGUCUGAGGUAUCUCCUGUUUUCCCUAAAACCGAAGACACGAAGCCUUGUUGUGAUGUCGCGGAAUCUUCGCUUCUAGUCUCCAGCGAAUGUCGUAGUGAAAACUCUGCCGCUGAGGCUACAACCACCGGACUUGAUGAUAUUGAUUGGCUCUCAUAUCUGGAGUUUGAUUCCUUGAAUCAGAAACUGUUCUCUCCGUUGCACUCUCAGUUGCAAUCUGAGAUUGGAUCCUCUGUCAAUGGUUAUCAAUCUGGUUCAAACGAACUGUUCAGAAACCACAAUGGGGAUCACAUUCAGACUCAGUACGGUACAAACGAUGCGGAUGAAUAUAUGACCAAGUUCUUGGAGUCUUUUAAUGAGAUUCCUUAUGAGCUUCCAGAGAGGAAAGAGUUAGUGGAACAGAAGCCAGAACAGAUACCACAUCAUGAGCCACAUAAUAUUCUCAGGACAUGCAACCAGAUCAGUGAUGUAUCUCAAACAGGGAUUAAGAUUAGGACACGACGGGCACAAGCCCCUGGUUGUGCUGAGAAGUUUGUAAUGCAAGGUGAUGCCCCAAGAAGGUUACGUCUUCAGGUUCACCUUGACAGUCACAAGUCAGAAACUGACAGCACACAACUCCUCUGUAUCAAGAAAGAGGUUAAGGACACUACAAAGGAAACUAUAACGAAAGGAUGUGGUAGUUUCACCAGAUCAAAGAGCAAGACCAGUUUCAUAUUCAAGAAGAUUGCAGUUAUGAGAUGUUCAUACAAAGGGCUGCUAAGAGCGGGUGUGGUAGCGCUUGUGUUUGUGAUGUCGGUUUGCAGUCUAAUAAUCGCAUAAACCCGCUGGAUCGGAUGUUUGUUCGAUCAUUCGUAUGAUGAGAAUAAAGAAAAGUUUUUUACAAGUUGAGAACGUGGGUUUGUGUAUAAUAGUGUCUUUGGCUAGGUUUCUGCAUCUGUUGUUGUUCAAGAUGAACCAUGGUCAGUUUAGGAGGGUAGUUGUUAACAUGUACGGCAGUUUUAUAGUUGGUAUGUUUAGAUGUGAUAGGGAAUCUAAAGCUUUUGGAAGUUUAUUCCUGACCACAUGCGUCUUCAGAUUGUGUUGUGGCCAUUUCCCAAAUACGAUUUAAAUACAUCGAUUCUAUUCAGGACA